Guyanagaster necrorhizus is the source of this 708-nucleotide messenger RNA. RefSeq lists its product as uncharacterized. NCBI's taxonomy places the organism in Eukaryota, Fungi, Basidiomycota, Agaricomycetes, Agaricales, Physalacriaceae. The record is from RefSeq and is a predicted model, not a curated record. The transcript is spliced from 9 exons. Bases 1 to 708 code for a protein of 235 amino acids.
AUGGUCAAUUGGUCGGACCCUACCGAGAUCGCGAAAGAUAGCCUUGUCUUCCAACGGCUUAUAUUCGCUAUUUUCGGCGUCUGUCUCUGGGAGCUUUUUACCACUUGCGGUUUCGAGUGGUCGUUGAUUACACGUCGUCGUCAGUUCCGAUGGCCUCUGGUGAUCUUUUUCUUUCUAUCUCGCUACUGUAUCCUAUUAGCCUUCAUUGGACUCAUUAUCUCCCUGUCCGUUACAACCCAGUUUCCUUCUCAGGCCUUGUAUACAUUCAACGGGUGGGCUGGCAACAUGACUAUCUUAUGCGCUUCAACGUCCCUUAUGCUCCGCACAAUGGCUUUAUGGGAGCGCCGCAAGAGCGUUGUAAUUCCACUGUCACUUCUCUGCGCCGCGCAUUGGGGACUUCUUUAUCGCACGAUGUUCAUUGUUCAUGCAGCUUGGGAAGAGACCGCUAGCGCUUGCGUCGUAGUGCAAACCAGUCCUGGUAUACUUAACGUAACUUUCUUUUUCACCAUGGGUUUUGAUUUUGUUAUUCUUUGUUUCACAGCCGUGGCUCUGAUCUCCAAACAUACCGCCCGCACGGACCUAUGGAAGCUGCUCUUCAACGACGGUCUUGUUUACUUCUUGGUGACGUUUUCCUGUAAUUGUAUCCCUGCGGUGCUGAACAUUCUCAACUUGAACAGUAAGAUUCUAAUCUUUCUUUUGGAACGUUGA